AUGUAUUUCCAUUCUCUUUACUUCACUAUUUUUGCCCUGGGCUUAAUAAAUGAAGUCGCAGCAGAUUCAAAUUCGAAUUGCUCUUGUGGUUAUUAUGAUCCAGCGACGGGAAACCUAUUUACCGAUUUCUUGAUUGUUUACUUCAACGAAACGACGACAUUCCCUUCCGAGGUUUUCCAGAACCAAGAAUACGCAAACCUGUACGAAAAAAGCUGGAAUUCGAGAUAUAGGCAAGGUGCCGAUCCAUCGAAUGUCCAGAUCACAAAUUCAACAUCUAGUGGCAUCGUGAACUCCUCAUCACUGGAGUUCACAAUAAAUCCCCCAACUGAUCACCAUCUCGUCAAAGGGGGUUCAAUUCGGACUCUGAGAUCUGAUAUCCAAUAUGGUUCUUUCAGAUCAAUGAUUCGUCCUGCUCAAGCUUGGACUGGAGGCACGGGAAUGUCGAUGCUUCUCAAGUACAACGAGACACAAAAUAUUCAGAUCAAUAGUCUGAACGCCCAAAAGCCUACAGAUGCCUGGAUCAAUACUUUGAUAGGAGAUGAGUUUCCUAAUCGUGUAUAUGGGCUUAAUUUCAGUACUUUGACCAACAAUGGCUCUUACAGUCCGGAGAUAAAUCCUUGGGAUUUCACGGAAAUCCGCCUAGACUGGACGAAGGAUUCCGUUCAAUUUUACAUCGGGAAUGUACUAGCUCGAUCAGUCUCCACCAAGAAUGAAAGCAGUAAAAAAUUUCCGGUCACUCCAUCGCCACUAAUCUUUAAGCUCUGGUCGAACGGGGAUUCAUAUUUUACCCAGGGACCACCGACAAAGGAAACUCAGGCCAAUCUUGGGUGGACUCGAUCGUUCUUCAACUCAUCGACCAUGACCAAAGAUCAGCACAAAGAAUUCGACACUAGAUGCGCUGUUAAAAAUGCAUGCCCGAUGGACGACAUAUCAUUGCGGGGCUAUACUGAGUUCGGUGUCGAUUCUAUCAAGAAAUGGAAGCCAACACACCAUGAACCCGGGAUUCGAACCUUUGCUUACAUUUGUCUCUCUUGUUCUGUCGCUCUUACUGUACUCUUACUUUGCAACGUUACAUUCCAAAGAUGGCCUACAAAGGAUUCCAAAGCCCCGAAGGAACCAAAGGCAUUUGGCUGUCACCGCUUGCCACCACAAAUUUCCAAUUCAAAGUUUCUUCUGUCUUUAGAAACCACGCCAACAACAUCGACCAGAUCUUCAUCUUUAGAAGUCAAAACCAAAAGAUGAUCUCGAAAUAACACCAGUUGGAUUUACGCCUACAGCUUCAUCACUCACACUUAGGGACAUGAUCGAUCAAGAAGGCAAAUAUAUGACAAAUAAUUCUUUUGCAGCAUCUCGACAACCUUCCACUUCAGAUAUGAGCGGGUUCACUUUGAACGAUUCGAGAGGUGUAACACCCAAACAUUCAGCUUAUCUUGGCAAAGACAGUCAUGCAAACCUAGACGAUGUAACUAUGAAGAAUUCAUUCAUCUUCAACCAACAGCCAGCAGAAAUAUCGGAGGACAAAGACUGGCCAAUAGCUGGUGCCACCAAAAGUACUGAAAAUGAAACUUCUCGGCCCGCACCUCCUAAUCACGCUGUGUCAGAAGUUCCAGCUCCCAUUGCUUUUCCAGCAACACCCAUCAAUGCUCGUACACCUCCCACCAAGCGGAUCGAAUACUUGGCGGGUCUCAUAUCCAUUGCAACAUUAAUGGUGACUCUUAUUCAUUUCAUCUUUACAUUUUCACCAGCGAUGGGUAUGAUUGGAGCUCUUGAGCAUUAUAGCUAUGAAAUCACAAUUCGGAAGACCAUUGGAUCAUAUCUACUUAAUCAGAUUCUCCUUGGACUUUUUUUCAUCACAUCCACUCGUUUCCUUAUCAGUCGUUACCUACGCACUGGAGAUCUUGGAAGUAUAGCUGAGAAGACCACUGGAAGAACAUUCCGUGUCAUGAUUCCGAUUGCGGCUUGCGCUCUGCUCGAGUACUUUCUGAUGGAUGUCGGCGCCUUGACUUGGCUAGAGUAUCUUCCUAGUAUCAGCUGGACCACAUGGCCCUAUGCUGUAGAAUACACAGACUUUUCUCAUUACAUCUCCGAAGUCCUAGAACUGGUGUACCUGCUUCCCAACGCAGCUCCGCAGAUCACUUACAACUAUUGUACAGGUGUUCUUUGGACUAUCCCUGUACAGAUUGAAGGUUCUUGGAUUACACUUUUGGGAUGUAUCGUGGUUAGGCAGAUUAAGACUCCUUGGAAACGAAUGUGUUACUAUGCAUUCUGUAUUGUGAAUCACUGGUACGCCCAAUCUUGGGGUACUUUCUUCUGGUUUGGAGUUCUUUACACUGAUUUGGACGUCACAUUCAAAUACAAAAAGUGGCUCAAAGAACAUGCUAUUGUCCUCUGGACCGGCAUCACUAUUGGUUUCUUGCUUGCCAUUGCUGGUUUAUCAAACGAUUUGAUCACUGCAUGGACUGGCUUCUCCCUACCUAUCGUAGAACGCGGUAUUCAUCCAGAUCCCGAGACCGGUCUUCCAAUUGCACAAACAGCGAACGCAGGAUAUCCAGAAUAUUUCAACCCUCGUUUCAAUGGAAUAAUCUUUGCCGUCGGCCUUCAAUUCGUCAUUGAAAAUUGCUACCCCGUUCAAUAUUUUCUAUCUAUGAAGCUUUGGGUAAUGCUCUUCCCACAUAUUUUCACCAUUUAUUUGGUCCAUGGCCUGGUAUGGUGGUCCCUUGGUAGUAUCGUGUGUGUGCACCUGGCUGCCUAUACUCCGCUUCCUUAUUGGUCGGUUGUUUUGAUCACAGCUGUAGUUUGCUACGGAACUUUGUUUGCAUCAUUACCGAUACUCACGCCUGUGGUGGAAACUUUAGGAAAGAAUGUUACGGGUAAUAUUUGGAGAAUGGCGCACGACGAGCCGGCUCCUAGAAGGAAGACGUUAUUUCCCUUUCCAGAUAGGCUCUUCUUGGAUUAUGAAGGGAAGAAAGAAGAAAUUGUGGACGAACAGAAGGAUGUGGAGAAGAAGGCUGGAGUUAAAGUUCAUGAGGAGGAAAUGUGAUUAUGUUUAUUAUUUUACGCUUGAAGGAUAGAUGUAUGAUGUCAAGAAUGAUAUCUUUAAUGUAAUACUUGUCAUAUAGAAUUUUAAAAACUCGAUAAUAAUAAAAAAACUAUCAGAUACAGCAGCUAUUUAGGGUUCAUGUUCCAAGAUCCUUUUGAAGAGAUUAAGCACUCUGAAUGAGAAAAAUCUGGUUGGCGGGCUUAAGAGUGGGUUGUCAAGCCAUCAUGCUUUCUUUGCAACCUCUAUGACAAUUUUCUUCGCUGAUACACC
Sclerotinia trifoliorum is the source of this 3310-nucleotide messenger RNA. Lineage: Eukaryota; Fungi; Ascomycota; Leotiomycetes; Helotiales; Sclerotiniaceae. The record is from the annotation of a GenBank genome assembly.